This is a messenger RNA of Galendromus occidentalis (western predatory mite), 402 nucleotides long. Its product is annotated as cuticle protein 16.8-like. Lineage: Eukaryota; Metazoa; Arthropoda; Arachnida; Mesostigmata; Phytoseiidae. The coding region runs from base 1 to 402 and encodes 133 amino acids. The record is from RefSeq and is a predicted model, not a curated record. Gene Ontology annotation, cellular component: extracellular matrix. The transcript is spliced from 2 exons.
AUGGCGAUAUCGCACGUUCUCGUGGCCUCGGCCUGCUUGAUGGGUCUAGCUGGGGCCGGAGUCGUUCGUGGAGGGCACGGCGGAUACGGCGACGAGAAUUACGGACCCCCGGCUCCGUAUGAUUUUGGAUAUUCAUCAGAAGACCGAGAUGGAUCCCACGGACAUAGUCAAUCUUCAGAUGGACGAACAGUGAGAGGACAUUACAUGAUUCAGCUCGCCGACGGCCAUAUGCGACGCGUUGAGUAUUACGCAGACGAGACUGGAUUCCACGCGAAUAUCCUGACAAAUGAGCUGGGCACCGAAUCCAAAGAUGCCGCAGACGCCUUCUAUCAAUCAUCCGCCAUCACCGGUGAGCAAGCAGCUCUGCAGUAUGGCAAUGGCCCCGCUAAUUCCAACUGGUAG